Symbiodinium sp. CCMP2456 is the source of this 1191-nucleotide messenger RNA. The record is from the annotation of a GenBank genome assembly. NCBI's taxonomy places the organism in Eukaryota, Dinophyceae, Suessiales, Symbiodiniaceae.
AUGGCCCAUGCCAAACUGAAGCCCGACAUCAUCAGCUACAGUGCCACGAUCAGCUCUUUGGAGAAGAAGGGCGCUCAGUGGAAUCUGGCGCUGGGACUGUUCUCCUCGAUGCUGGAAAGUCAGGUCGAUGUGGACGUCAUCAGCUACAACGCCACGAUCAGCUCCUGUGAGAAGGGCGGUCAGUGGCAGAUGGCCUGGUAUCUUUUUGAUUCCAUGCCUUCGGCAAAGCUGCUGCCAGACAUCAUCAGCUACAACGCUGUCCUCAGCUCCAUCCAUAAAGGAAAUGCCUGGCCGCUGGCGCUGAGCACCUUCGAGUCAAUGCGUGAUUCCCAGCUGGUGCCCAAUGGGAUCAGCUACAACGCCACCAUCAGCUGCUGCGAGAAGGGCGGAAAGUGGCAGUUGGCACUAUACUUCUUUGAGUCCAUGCAGAAUGCCCGUCUUGAUCAGAGCAUUAUCAGCUACAAUGCCACUAUUAGCGCACUCGGCAAGGGUGGACAGCAAGAGCUCGCGGUGCGCUUGUUCGAGGAGAUGCCUCGCGCCGGAUUGUCGCCCGAUAUCAUUAGCUUCAAUGCUGCCAUCAACAGCUGCGAGAUGGAAGGGCGCUGGCAGACCGCUUUGCACCUUUUCGCCCUCGCACGGGUCUCGAAUGUGAUGCACGAUGUGAUCACAUACGCUUCCAUCAUGAACUCCUGCACGCGAGGGGGUCAGUGGGACUUGUCUCUGCAUUUCUUCACCGACUUGCACAAAGCGGAGCUUGUGCCAGAUGUCACAUGCCUUGAUGCAGCUGUCAGAGCCAGCUGUUGGGGUCGCCACUGGGAGCUGGCACUGCAGAUCUUCGACUCCAUUUCAGCGGCUUCUAUGUCCCCAAGCGCACUGAGCUACAGCACGGUGAUGAGCUCGGUUGCAAACCAAUGGCAAUGGGCCCUCCGCCUUCUCUUCGCGAUGCCCGAAGUGCUGCUGAUUCCCAAUGAGAUCCACUUUGAAGCGGCGAUUGCCGCCUGCGAGAAGGGCGCCCAGUGGCUGCCAGCUUUGCACCUCUUGGACACCAUGCCACGGGCGAAGCUGACGCCUAGCACGAUGAGCUACGUUGCCACGAUCAGCAGCUGUCGGCAAGCUGGCAGGUGGCGGAUGGCCUCGGAACUGUUUCGAACUCUUGCGCGGAGCCAAGCUCGCGGUCGCCCGAUACCUCCG